Molecule: messenger RNA, 2111 nt
Organism: Monopterus albus (swamp eel)
Lineage: Eukaryota; Metazoa; Chordata; Actinopteri; Synbranchiformes; Synbranchidae
Gene: ctbp1l
Product: C-terminal binding protein 1-like
Exons: 11
Coding region: 478-1833 (451 amino acids)
Biological process (GO): regulation of transcription by RNA polymerase II
Cellular component (GO): nucleus
Molecular function (GO): transcription corepressor activity; DNA-binding transcription factor binding; transcription coregulator binding
Source: RefSeq, a predicted model, not a curated record
GGCGAUUUUUUUUGUGCAAGAUUUGGUCACUGGGUUACAAAGUAGUUCCGCUUGAAUUCGGCCAAGUGGUUGAUUCAUCUUUCCAUGUAGAACUAAUUUGUUCAGAUUCUGAGUCAGAUAUUUCACAUUGUAGCGCCACUCGCUGAUAACAAAUCGGACGAAAUGGGCUCCCCCUUUGCUUCUCCCCCCCACCCCCACCACAGCGGCACACUGGUUAACGGCGCUGGUUAGCUAAUGUUAGCAAUGCUGCAAACGCCACAUAUGUGAAGCUGUGGGAAUUGUUUGGUUUGGCACACUUUACAAGUUAGUGGCAACUAAAUAACACCAAUUGUGUAAACUACUUUGUCAGCCUGAGUGGCUCAACCUGAGUUGCACAAGGAGCCUUGCUCUGCUGGUGAAACUAAGGGGACAUACUUAAGGGAGCUUCACAGCACUUGGAUCUGUUCUGAUCUGUCCCAGUUUUAGACUACUUGGUCUAUGGCUCUGUUGGACAAGCACAAACAGGUCAAGAGGCAGAGACUUGACCGAAUUUGUGAGGGUAUCCGACCCCCCAUCCUAAACGGGCCAAUGCACCCACGGCCCCUGGUGGCCCUGCUGGAUGGGCGUGACUGCACUGUGGAAAUGCCCAUUCUCAAAGAUGUGGCCACGGUGGCCUUCUGUGAUGCCCAGUCCACACAAGAGAUUCAUGAGAAGGUGCUAAAUGAGGCUGUGGCCGCACUGCUGUACCACACCAUCACUCUGUCCAGAGAUGACUUGGAAAAGUUUAAGGGCCUACGUGUAAUUGUCAGGAUUGGCUCAGGCUUCGACAACGUCGAUGUCAAAGCAGCUGCUGAGCUAGGCAUUGCAGUGUGUAACGUGCCCGCAGCCUCAGUGGAGGAGACAGCUGACACAUCGCUAUGUCUGAUCCUCAACCUCUACAGGCGAGUCACCUGGAUGCACCAGGCCCUCAGAGAGGGAACCCGUGCCUCUAGUGUGGAGCAGAUCAGAGAAGUAGCUGGUGGUGCUGCUCGUAUCCGGGGUGAGACGCUGGGCAUUAUUGGCCUGGGGCGUAUUGGCCAAGCGGUGGCUCUCCGAGCUAAGGCUUUUGGUUUUGGCGUUAUCUUCUAUGACCCAUACCUGCCUGAUGGUGUGGAGCGUUCACUGGGCUUGCAGCGCAUGGCCACCCUGCAGGACCUGCUGAUUCACUCGGACUGUGUUUCGCUACACUGCAGUCUCAAUGAAAAAAAUGAGCACAACCAUCAUCUUAUUAAUGACUUCACCAUCAAACAGAUGCGCCAGGGAGCCUUCCUGGUGAACACAUCAAGAGGCGGUCUGGUCGACGAAAAAGCUUUGGCUCAGGCUCUAAAAGAGGGCCGGAUACGAGGGGCUGCCCUGGAUGUCCAUGAGACAGAACCCUUCAGUUUCUCAACAGGUCCUCUAAAGGAUGCCCCCAACCUGAUCUGUACCCCUCACACAUCCUGGUACAGUGAGCAGGCCUCCGUGGAGGCCCGCGAGGAGGCAGCCAGGGAGGUCCGACGUGCCAUAACUGGCCGUAUCCCUGACAGCUUGAAGAACUGUGUGAAUAAGGAGUAUCUGAUGGCUGCUUCUCAGUGGCCCAGCAUGGAAGCAGCCACAGUUCACCCAGAACAUAAUGGAUCCACUUACAGAUUUCCAGCAAGCCUGAUUAAUGUUGCAGCAGCAGGGGGUCUCCCAGGAGCUGCCCCAGGGGUUGAUAGCCUCGUUUCAGGAACCCUGGCGCAUGGCAUCACCCCCGUCUCCCACCCCCCUCACGCUCACUCCCCGGGGCAGCCUACUAAGGCUGAGGCCGACAGAGACAUCCCAUCUGACCAAUAGCACCCUCAGUUACUGCCAGCACAUUCCGUCACCUCUGGGAACUCCCCUUCCACCUCCCAGCAUCAGACACAACCCAGCCCUCCAGUACAUUGACAGCACAGGUUUGACCUGACGUGGAUCUACGCAGUCUUGUUCCUCAGAUCACAUAACCAGCCCAGAAGGGACCCAUCCACUACUACCCAGAACAUACUUCUCUGAAUCCUAGUCCUCAUCUAAACCACACGUCCCCUCCCCACUUCACUCCCCCACAAUGUCAGCAAUAACUGUGUUCUUAAGGA